Messenger RNA from Suillus subaureus, 519 nucleotides. RefSeq lists its product as uncharacterized. The coding region runs from base 1 to 519 and encodes 172 amino acids. The record is from RefSeq and is a predicted model, not a curated record. The transcript is spliced from 2 exons. Lineage: Eukaryota; Fungi; Basidiomycota; Agaricomycetes; Boletales; Suillaceae.
AUGGAAAAACAACAGUUCGCAGACUCGGAAAAAGUUGACGAACUGAUCCCAGAAUCGGAAGAGGAAGAAAUUUUGAGUGCCAACGAAACCUCUCUUGAGAUGCUUGUCGUCAUCCUUAACUGGACACUGAUCUCAGCAGUGAUAACCGGGUCAAUUUGGGGGUUAGCGUUCAAUGCACCGCCACCAGGAUCUCCCGAUGCCCCUACGCAAGAAUCUCAAAUGUCUUCACUGCGUUAUACACUCUCACGCGGAGUCCUCCUCGUCGGCAGCUUGCUGAGUUUCUGCGUGGCACUCAUCAUCGGUUUGGGCAAGAACCUCAUGCGUCAAUACACGCUCACUCUGAUAUUGCCACCUUAUGGCCCCCGUCGCCUCCCCAAGCAUAGGGCUCAAAGUCUACGCGCGAUUCCAACAUCCGUGCCUACUUGGUUCAUGCAGCUCCUGAAGACAUUGCGAUGUAUCUUUCCAGUUAUUCAGUUUGUGAUUACUAUAAUGCUGCUCGUACUCUACUGGUUCUUUUAG